Paramecium tetraurelia is the source of this 390-nucleotide messenger RNA. RefSeq lists its product as uncharacterized. The transcript has 2 exons. Lineage: Eukaryota; Ciliophora; Oligohymenophorea; Peniculida; Parameciidae. The record is from RefSeq and is a predicted model, not a curated record.
AUGGAUCCUCAUCAGCAAUGCAAAUACAUCCAGGAAAUCUCUUUUUAAGAGAACGAUUAGUUAAGAUUACGAGUAUCUGAUCUGGAAGCAAGAAAUGCCGAAUUGCAAGAUGAAGUUGAAACUAUAAACGAUCUACUAGAGUAAGAGAAAGCCGUAGGUUAAUCAAAAGAGAAAGCUCUACAAGCCUUGCAGGUAAAUAAUUAGGAGCUAAAUUACAGAAUUGGUGAAUUGUAGAAUAAGAUUGUUGAAAAAGACACUAAAAUUUAGGAACUCCAAAAUGUGUUAAAAUAAAGAGAGGAUCAAAUUAGUAAGGUUAAUGGGGAAUAAAGAAAAAAUGGAAAUAAAUCUAAAACAUAAAGAAGAUAAUAAAGCAAUCCAAAAAAAUAAUGA